ACCGAAGCCCAAUCGUCUAAUGGUCGAAUGAUAGUUUCGCCGAUUGCCGCAAGAAUGGCGGCGGAAAACGGCAUCGAUCUGAAAACCGUGAACGGUUCAGGACCGGGCGGACGCAUCAUUAAACGCGACAUCGAAGAAGCGAUGGCGGGCGGCGGAAAAGCGGAAGUCGUUGCGGAAAUCGAAGAACCCAAAGCCGCACCGAGUUUUUCUGCAUCGCCAGUUCAAGGUGCUAGUGCAUACCGCGAAGAAAACACUUCCAAGAUGCGUCAGGUCAUCGCCUCGCGUUUGGCAGAAUCCAUCGGACCGAUUCCGACGUUUUAUCUGACGGUCGAGAUCGAAAUGGACAAUGCGCUCGAAUUCCGCAAGCAAAUUAAUGCUUCGAUUCCCGAAGCCGACAAGGUUUCCGUCAACGACAUCAUCGUUAAAGUCACCGCGCAGGCAUUGACCAAACACGCGUGGGCAAACGCUUCGUAUCAGGACAAGACGAUUCGUUUCUACGAAGAUGCCGACAUCGGCGUGGCGGUCGCCAUCGAAGACGGACUUAUCACACCCGUUAUUCGUGCCGCGAACCGCAAAGGCAUUGUCGAGAUUUCCGAAGAGAUCAAGGAAAAAGCCGGACGUGCGCGU
Messenger RNA from Lymnaea stagnalis (great pond snail), 627 nucleotides. The record is from the annotation of a GenBank genome assembly. NCBI's taxonomy places the organism in Eukaryota, Metazoa, Mollusca, Gastropoda, Lymnaeidae.